UGUGUUUUACUCCAUCCGUUCAAUGAGGAGGGUCUUCAAGGUGGCUUUGACAGGGUCCUAUGGAGUACCAAGGACCCAACUAAUCAGAAGUGGCUUGAGGCAGAGGUCCUUUACACAUUCAACACUAACCACCAGAUUGUUUUCGAGGGAGUGGCAAAGGAGUCUUCAGAUGCGUACCGCAGGUACCGCGGCUUUGUGGCGGUUGACAACGUGGCCCUCAAAACAGGGAUGGGAUGCAGAGGCCACUGCACUUUUGAAGGAGGAUUCUGCGGCUGGACCAAUGAUGAGGACGAUGACUUUGACUGGUUCCUGGGGCGUGGCAGUCAUAAUCCAUCCACUGGACCUUCAACAGACCGCACUAGUUUUAUGCAUGGAGGGAUGGAAGGAGGAUAUGCAUACAUAGAUUCGUCGUACCCCCGACGUCCAGGCGACUUUGCAAGACUGUCCAGUAUGGAAUUUGAAGCCACAGGUCCAGACAGCCCCCUGUGUCUCAGGUUCUGGACGCACAUGUACGGAAAUGGGAUUGGAGCCCUGAGUAUUCUCCUGAGUGACACCGCAGAGGCCAAGGAAUGGGAGGUCUGGAGCCUAUCUGGAGAGGCAGGCAAUGCAUGGUAUCAGGCAGAACUCCCCAUCUCUUCCCCUAACCCAUUCAUGAUCAUCAUAUCUGGCAAAGUUGGAAAGAACAACCUAGGAGACAUUGCCCUUGAUGAUCUAUCAUUCACUCAAGGAAGCUGUCCAACUGCCCCUCAGAUUGCAGCACCAAUAUCAGGGGACUGCACAUUUGAAGUGGAUGAGUGUGGAUGGGCUAAUGUUGGGGUAAGAGAUCGAGUGGAUGACAUCGACUGGGACCGUGUGUCUGGGCAGGCUACCCGGACCUCUACAUAUGAUCAUACGCUUGGAUCUGAGAAAGGAUUCCUCAUGGCCUUGGCAAGGAAUAACGUCCAGCGACCAGGAAGCCGGGCUUGGUUCGCAUCUCUGGAAAUGAAACAGACUACAAUGCCACGAUGCAUGUCAUUUUGGUUUGUGCUGAAUGAGCCAUUCAUUGAUAACACUGGUCCCAGCCUUGGAUCCCUCACGGUGUACACGAAGAAUGCAAAAUCUGUAAUGACCCCAAUAUGGAGGCUGUAUAACCACCAGGGGCCAGAGUGGAGAUAUGCACAAGCUAUGAUUCCUGAAACUACAGAGCAUAUGCAAAUUGUAUUCGAAGGAACCUGGGGUUCCAGCAGAGCUAAUGGCUUUAUUGGCUUUGAUGACAUAACUUUCUUCGGAGGAGCUUGUUCUACCAUGCCAUCAGGAGCGUAUGUUCGGGUAGGGCAGUGUCGGUUUGAGAGAGACACGUGCGACUGGUACAACGACACAACGCAAGAGAAGUCGAGCGUGUCAUGGCGCAUGGCCACUGUCUCCAGGAGACCUGCCAACCUUCCUGACAAGACAUUUGGAGCUCCAGAGGGAUACAUUUACUUCGACCUGUUCAACCAGAAUGUGGGCAGUAAUCUGGUACGCCUCAUCUCCCCCAUGAUCACUGCCAUGGAGGAGCAGACCCUCUGCUUCACAUUCUGGUUUGCUGUGUUUGGAGCAGGCGAGUCUGCUGAGCUGAGAGUCAUACGACAGGAGAACAGCUCCAGUGACAAUGGCGAGGCACCUCCACAAGAAAAGGUAUGGGUCCUGGAUGCUAAACUUAUGGACACCAGCCGUCCAACUUGGUUUCCAGCGCAGGUAGCAGUGGAUUCUCAGACUGACUUCCGCCUCCUGCUGGAAGGUCAGGCUACGAACGGCGGCUUCGCAGUGGAUGACCUCAUGUUCUCUCCAGGCUCCUGUUCAACUCGACCUGGAAAUGCUGCUGUGAAAAGCCAAGAGUUGCAGUAACAAGACUAAGUCAUGUAGCUGAGCCAUAACUGGCAGCGUAUGGAUAAACCAUAAUGCAUACCUACUCAUCUCUUUCUUCUUGAUCUGACACGCUAACAGUGUCUUUUGCUGAACCAAUAUACUAAAUGAAUGUCAAAUGAAUGGCUGUAUUGUUAGAAAUGCUUGAAAAUUAAAUUACCUCCUAAUGAACAAUAUCUAGAAACUCACAGAAGAGAAAUUUCCUUCUGUUCACCACAGGAGUGAUUGAAUCCUUUUAGGAAUGUGAAAGAUGAUGAAAGAGGCCAUUGGCUUCCAAUAUAGCUUCAAAGCUGCUAUUAACAUUGCUUCCUUUAAUUUUGAUUGAGAUUCGUGUGACCAACAGUGGGUGGACUCACAAAAUGCACAUAAAACUAAAAGCCUUAUAUUUUGCAACAGAUAACGUACCACAUCACCCACUUCCUGGCUAUACUACUAAGGGUUAUCCCACAGGAUCUUGUGCAAUGUUUUCAGAAAAGAGGGUAAAAGGGAGAUUUGGGGUUUUCAGUGGUGAAGACAUCAGUGCUGUUUUUCUGGGUUGUGGCACAAUGUGGACUUGCAGGUACAUACAUUUUUCUCUGAAAUGUUGGUAUCUACCUUUGAGCCCACAUGUUGCCAAGGACCAUCCAACUCCCUUCUCUUGUCCUCCCUGUCACAAGCAAACUCUCUUCCAAAACAUAUUCAAUUACAUUUACCAUAUUCUACCACAGUAUCAGAAUAAAUUCUGAAUUCCAACAUGUCUGAGGACUUAAUCCAAGAAAAUCAGCAUAUAUACACACACACACACACUGUAGUGGACUUAUGAGCUGAGGUGAAGUACCUGGCCACCACCCUACACUGGCACCAGAAUGCUGCAGUCUCAAAGGAUCUUAGCUUUCUGCAGUGAGAAACAGUGCUACUCUUUGAUGCCUCACUAUAACUCCUGAAGUUGAUCAAACAUUUGAGAGGUUUAUGGAAACAACCAUAGACAUCUAGAGGACUUGCAAGUACUAUAAAUUAUGGGUUCAGGCAAACAGCCACCCAAGUUUUUAAUUGAAGUGACACAGAAUGACCAAGGAGUGUGAAAAGGUAGAACCAGGGCUAAGAACAGUGCAGAAGAAAGCACCACAUACAGAUAAUUGGGACUGUGAUAUGUGGAGAAUCAGGAAUUAAUUCAGUAAAUAAUCAGUUGUACUCAUAAUAGUGUGUAAUGCUUGUGUUAAGAACCCACUGUGUAAUCACCAAUUAUGUCACUAUAUGUAAUUAUACUUAAAUUCAUACCAAACAUUAAACUGUUCCAGAUAAAAAUGGUAUAAAUGACUAGAGACAUUAUGCUACUACUUAUUAGAGUCUCACUGAUGUAAGAUGUAUUAAAUUCUAACAGUGAAACAAGAAUGUUCAGUGAAAAUUAUUAUCAACAAAGAAGGCAUUACCUCAGCUAUUUCAUAAGUCAAAGAGUAGAUGUACACAACUUCAAACCUCUGUAUCGUCCAGUGCAACAUAAAUAGUUUGGAAGGAUUUGUAUCAAUUUAAUCAAUUGAAGUGAUUUGACUUAAUCAAAAUAAAGAAAGCAUCAUCA
Molecule: messenger RNA, 3439 nt
Organism: Zootermopsis nevadensis
Lineage: Eukaryota; Metazoa; Arthropoda; Insecta; Blattodea; Termopsidae
Product: MAM and LDL-receptor class A domain-containing protein 1
Cellular component (GO): membrane
Source: RefSeq, a predicted model, not a curated record